This is a messenger RNA of Myxocyprinus asiaticus (Chinese sucker), 3919 nucleotides long. Its product is annotated as calpastatin-like. The record is from RefSeq and is a predicted model, not a curated record. Gene Ontology annotation, molecular function: calcium-dependent cysteine-type endopeptidase inhibitor activity. NCBI's taxonomy places the organism in Eukaryota, Metazoa, Chordata, Actinopteri, Cypriniformes, Catostomidae. Gene Ontology annotation, cellular component: cytoplasm. The transcript has 31 exons. The coding region runs from base 74 to 2674 and encodes 866 amino acids.
ACUGUCCCACAAGCCCACCUCUGGUGAAAAGAAAACUCUGUUGGUUUUAAGUGCGUGAUCUUAAUCCUCAGACAUGCCGCACAGAAAGAGAUGCCACGGUCGUAAGAAAAACAUCAAGGAGAAUAGUGAGCCCUCUGCACAAAAACAAGCCUGUGUCCCUCAGACCUCAAGGUUUUGGUCUCAGCAGGUCACACCCACCCCAAAAGCACAGGUUUCCACAGCUAAACCUGCACAAUAUGAGAAAGGACCUAUGCAAUCCUCCGCGGCAUCUGUGGCUGUCAAACCCGGCACCACCUCUGCAACCCAAGCAGCUCCAUCAUUAACAUCUACUGCAGGAGCUGCUGGCGGUGGAGGGGCUGCUAGUACUGCAGCCAAUCAGAAAGGACCUUCUCAAUUAACGCAACUGACCACAGUCUCUAAACCAACACCUCCCUCGCCUGCCAAAGUCCCAGAUGUGAUCUCUGGAACUGGAUCUGGCUUAACAGGUGGAGGGGUUGUGAAGCCCCCCGCAGACACAGUGAAGCCCAAAGACCCUGCACAAGAAAAGGCCCAGAAUACAACCGUUCCUUCAACCAAACCGGGACCUGCUAAGGUGGAUGCGGCUUUCGGAAAACCCUCAGCCACAACUGGUUUACCUGGAAGUGGUGGCCAAAAGUCGAUAAGCGCCCAAAAGGUACAAGUGGAAGUUGGCCCACCCGCAGCUAAAUUCAGUACUGAGGCUGGAGAUCCAUUUGAUGCCUUGGCAGGCACUUUACCAUCAUCAAAACCUGUGGCUCCUAAAGUUCCUGAAUACUCUGGACCAGAAGUCAAAGAGUCUAGUGUAAAGCCAGAGAAGGGUAUUUUGUGUGGUGAGAGAGAUGACACACUGCCGCCAGGAUACAGACGUGAAGACAUGGAAAAGAAAACACCUGCUGGAGUUCCUGACAAGCCUAAAGACUUUCCCAAGCCUAUAAGCACAGAUGAGGCGCUGGACUCCCUCUCGGCCGGGUUCUUAUCUUCAGCUCCAAGUGCUCCUAAACAGAUGAUGAAAACUGAAACUGUUGGAGCAGUAGAUGCCCGCUCAAACUUUGCUCCUCCUCCACGCUCUCAGCAGAAACAACAGGCGACGUCUCAACCUGCUAAUGUAACCAAAUCCCCCGCUCCACCAGCUGACAAGAAAGCCAAGAUAGAGAAGCUGGACAGUUCCAUGCCGAUGGAUGCGCUAAGCGCUUUGGGAGACACACUGGGUGCUCCAGAAGCACCAAAGAAACUACCUGAACUCAAACCUGGAGACAUAGUUGAUGAAAAGAAAACGACAUCAGAGAAGGGUGUGCGUGUUGGGGAGAGAGAGGACACACUCCCACCAGGCUACAGAUUCUCAGAGGAAGAGCUCCAAAAAUGUCCCCCUCCUCCAAAAGAGUCCUCUAUGGACACAGAUGAUGCCCUGGACAUUCUCUCUGGAGGUUUUACAGCUCCUGUUGCAGCACCUGUUGUCAAGGCCCCCGUUCCUCCUCAACAGGAAAAGGCGAAACCUGCUGGAGUUCCUGAGAAGUCUAAAGAUGUUCCCAAGCCAAAAUUUGAGGAAUUAUCAGCAAUAGAUGCUCUAGCAGGUGACUUUGUGGCUCCCGCACAGACUGCUCAUAAGGUUUCUUCUGCUGUUCCUAAAAUUGUACCUCCAGGCCCCAAGCAAAACCCAGAGACAGAUGAGGAUGCUCUCAGCGCUUUGGGCGACACACUGGGUGCACCAGAACCACCCAAAAAAUUACCUGAACUGAAACCUGGGGAUAUUGUUCAUGAGAAGGAUGUGACAUCAGAGAAGGGUGUGCGUGUUGGGGAGAGAGAGGACACACUCCCACCAGAUUACAGAUUCUCAGAGGAAGACCUCAAAAAACAUCCUCCUCCUAAAAAAGAGCAUUCCUUAGACACUACUGAAGCUCUGGACAUUCUGUCUGGCGAUUUUAAGGAUGCCCCUGCACCGUCUGCUUCCAAGACCCCUCCUUCAGCAUGUAUUGCUUUAGAAGCUCUUUCAGAUGAUUUUGUCACUCUAUCUUCUGCAUCUAAAGUUCAGUCUGCUGUGUCUGGCCCCCCACACGCUGACAGACAGUUGUCAGAAGGUACAUCGUCAGCUUUGGAUGCUCUCUCAGACACUCUUGCAGACAUAAAACCCUCCCCCGUGCCAGCCCCAGUCUCACCCAAAGCCGUUGUCAAGGAAAAGGACAUAGUGGAGGAGAGGGUGAGUAAACCGGGUGAGAGAGAUGACACCCUUCCACCAGAUCAUCGGUUCACAGAAGCAGACCGCAAGGCAUUUGAAAAUGCGAAGAAGAAAGCAGAAAAAGAUGUCAAACCAAAGCAGAAAUCAAUGGAUGAUGCAACGGCUCUUGACCUUCUGUCCAGUGAUUUCACUGAAGUACCCACCGUGAAGCCAUCUGCACCCGAAGCCCACCACUUUACCCCAGAGCCAAUCCACCCAACCCACACGGCACCAGGUCUAGCUUUGGACCAGCUGGCAGAAAAACUGAUUCCAAACUUGUCAGAUUCCAAACCCAAAGACAGCAAACCAAAGGGAAAAGUGGGUAAGCCAAAGUCUAAAUCAAAGAAACAUUCAACCGAAGACUCCUCAGCUGUAGAGCAGCUGUCCGGUCAGCUGAGCUCAGAUGUGGUGCCUUCAUCUUCCGCAAAGGGUGGAAAAAGAUAGAUUGCCCACUUUCAUGGUGGAUUACAUCUCAUCCUAACGCAAGAAAGUGUCAAUAAAGGGAGCUGCUCGGACAAGAAAUAUAUUUUAUGGUGAAUACGGAAUGAAAAAAAUGAUUGAACUGCAGAGACACAAAGCCAAAGCAAAAAAAUAAAUCUAAAUGUAAUGAUCUUUUAUCUCCUUGUGACUGAUAAAACUGACUGAUGUUGGUUAGGUCAAGAGCAAAUAUUGUUCUUUCAGCUCAUAGUAAUCUCUUUCAGGUGUGGCAUUGCAAUUAUAAUUAUUCCCAUUUACUACUUUUUUCUUUCGUUUUGUCAAAAGUCUCAUUCUGUUCGUAGAGAGCUUUCUAUUGUUGUUUGGAAAAUUAUAUAGACACUAGUGUACAGAGAUUAUAUUAUGAAUUCAUUCACAGUUUAUAGUACAGAGGAUAUAGAAGAUGACCUUGAUAAUGAUGCCUUUUGAAUGCUGUUGUAUAUCUGUAUGACAUUACUUCAAAAAAAGUUUUGUGUGGAGUUGUUUUUCUUUGUGCAUUAUUUCAAAAAGGUUAGCGUUGUUUCCUGAAGUGCACUUACAGGGAUUCACUCCAACUCUCUGUAAAAGAUUGGAUACAAAACAAAAAAAGAGAGAGAGGAAAAAGAGCUUUACAAACACUAAAUGCCCCAUGUGCCUGUCAAAAUCACAAAACACCUUGGAAAAUAGAAAACGUGAAUCUAAUUUAAGGCCUUGUUCCAUUCAGACAAACGAAGUCCUGCUGCACUGUCAAAGUUUUAUUCGCUUGACUUCAGUGUUUUAUUUAGAAUUAUGUUGCUUAUAGCACAAGGUUUUAACAUGUUUAUUUUCAAAACCACUAGUAAGUUCGCAGGUGUUGCAUUAGAUGUGAUCUUUAAUUUUCACUUUAACUCAGAUGUACUGGUUUAAGGGCAACCACAACAUUACAGUUUUGUUUAAAAUCUGAAAGGACGGAGAACUAUAACCUUUUAAUCCAACUGUGUGUAACAGAAAAGGAGCUUCGUAUUUUGUUUACCAAUUAAAUGUUUUUCAGAUCAAGACAGGUCUCCUUAGAUCUUCCAAAGAGCAUGUGUACUAAAUGUGACAGGGCAGAGUUUUCAAGAAGGGAUUUCUAUUCUCAAAAGAAAUUAAAAUAAUUAAACCUUAACCCCAAUUUUGUUUAUUUUGUUAGUUUGUAAUAUUGUUUUGUUUGUAAUGGUCACAUGCAAAUAAAGAUAAGGUGAUGUUUUGGGACUCAAA